AGAUGUGUGAUGCAUAUAAAUACAAAAGAAAUAGGUAUAAUUAAGCUUUCAGCUGUUAGUAAUAGCAUGAAUAAACGCAGAGAGCAUCAAAUAAUAGUUGGCAGGUUUUCCUAGUCAUUCAAGAUGGUUAAUGGCAGGAUUCCAUCAGUCUUUAGUAAGACUUAUGUUACUCCAAGAAGACCUUAUGAAAAGGCCCGCCUUGAUCAGGAACUGAAGAUCAUUGGAGAGUAUGGUCUGCGAAACAAGCGUGAGGUGUGGCGUGUAAAAUACACUUUGGCUAAGAUUCGUAAGGCUGCCCGAGAACUUCUUACUUUAGAAGAGAAGGAUCAGCGUCGAUUAUUUGAGGGUAAUGCACUCUUGCGUCGCCUGGUUCGUAUUGGAGUACUUGACGAGAGUCGUAUGAAGCUUGAUUACGUUCUGGGUUUGAAGAUUGAAGACUUCUUGGAGCGACGUCUCCAGACACAGGUGUUUAAAUUGGGACUGGCAAAGUCGAUUCAUCAUGCUCGUGUUCUUAUUCGCCAGAGACACAUUCGGGUUCGCAAGCAGGUGGUGAAUAUACCCAGCUUCAUUGUGCGACUGGACUCCCAAAAGCAUAUAGACUUUUCUCUCAAGUCUCCGUUUGGUGGGGGUCGUCCAGGACGUGUGAAGAGGAAGAACUUGCGGAAGGCCACAAGUGGAGGAGGUGCUGCUGACGAGGAUGAGGAUUAAAUGUAAACAUUGUCAUGACAUGUAUUGUCAAUAAAAUCCAUUGUGUAUAAUU
This is a messenger RNA of Cryptotermes secundus, 760 nucleotides long. It is a transcript of the gene RpS9, whose product is annotated as 40S ribosomal protein S9. Gene Ontology annotation, cellular component: cytosolic small ribosomal subunit. Bases 124 to 708 code for a protein of 194 amino acids. Gene Ontology annotation, molecular function: rRNA binding; structural constituent of ribosome. The record is from RefSeq and is a predicted model, not a curated record. NCBI's taxonomy places the organism in Eukaryota, Metazoa, Arthropoda, Insecta, Blattodea, Kalotermitidae. The transcript has 4 exons. Gene Ontology annotation, biological process: positive regulation of translational fidelity; translation.